Molecule: messenger RNA, 1023 nt
Organism: Fusarium fujikuroi IMI 58289
Lineage: Eukaryota; Fungi; Ascomycota; Sordariomycetes; Hypocreales; Nectriaceae
Exons: 1
Coding region: 1-1023 (340 amino acids)
Source: RefSeq, a predicted model, not a curated record
AUGGCAACAACAGACUUGGGAGAGCUCAACAAGCAGAAUGAGUGUGGCCCGCGAAUUGAGCGCUCCUUGACGCUCCACUUCACAGGAGACUGGGGCAUGGCCAACUUUCAUCGUAUCUGCUCCUGGCUAUCACAGCAAUUUUGUGAUCGUGCAGGACCUAAAAGUCAAGUUGCAGUGUGGAACUUGCGUGAUGGAGGGAUGGAAGCUAUCACGGAUGUCUUUUCUGGACGUGUACAUCUCUGUAUUGCAACACCUGCCCAACUCACGACGACGGCUCUUACAGGUCAGGGCAUCUUUCAACCUCAUGGACCUAUGCCGUCGCUUCGGUCGCUUGGAGUGCUUCCUCAAAACGACCGUAUGGUCUUUGCAAUAAGCCCCAAGCACAAUAUUCAUUCUUUUUCUGAACUGCGCGAAAAGAAACCAGCCUUGCGGAUAGCUACAUCAACUAACGACGGAACAAACUUCAUUGGCUAUAUUGCAUCGGAGAUGAUGAAGGCUCAUCUAAUCGAUGAGGCCGAACUCAACUCUUGGGGAGGCCAGUACAUCACAGCGACGCGCCCAGAGCAAGCCAUGGCGCUUGUGAUGAGCGGGGAAGCCGAUGCUCUUCUCCAGGAAGCUAUCAUGACGCCCUGGUGGGAGAGCGUGAUUGAGAAGAACAAGUUCGUUCCUCUGUCUGCAGAGACCAGCGCAUUGGCUCGAUUCCAUGAGAACAACCCCGGGUCAACACGGCCUAAUACAGAUCCAUUGCCUGCUGGAUUCUGGCCGUCUUUGACUGAGCCAUUGCCCUGUCUCGACUUUUCCGACUUUGUCGUAUUGGUUCGCGACGACCUCCCAGAAGAUGUUGCACAUUUGUUGACCUGGUGCUUGGUCGAGACUCGGGCUGGUAUCGAGAGUCAAUACCACCACUUGCCGCCAGAGAAGAGCCCUCUGACAUAUCCACUUGUCCCUCGAAAGAUUGCGCAGUCGCCUGUACCUCUACAUCGAGGUGCUCAGAGAUAUUAUCGAGAGGCUGGGAUUCUUUAA